Manihot esculenta (cassava) is the source of this 2883-nucleotide messenger RNA. Its product is annotated as protein FAR1-RELATED SEQUENCE 7. The record is from RefSeq and is a predicted model, not a curated record. The coding region runs from base 297 to 2723 and encodes 808 amino acids. NCBI's taxonomy places the organism in Eukaryota, Viridiplantae, Streptophyta, Magnoliopsida, Malpighiales, Euphorbiaceae. Gene Ontology annotation, molecular function: zinc ion binding. The transcript is spliced from 2 exons. Gene Ontology annotation, biological process: regulation of DNA-templated transcription.
AAAUUACCCCAGUUGGUGGUGGGAGCAUCAGCAGAGAAAAAAGGGCAAAAAAAAAAAAAAAUAAGUUGCCACCAUUUCUCAAUGCUGGGGAAAGCUGCCAACCUCCUCCUCCUCCUCCGUGGGCUUUCUAAAUCGCCUGAGAUUGAUCAGCAAUUCCCCAUAUACAAAAGUGCUCUCCUCCACUUUCCCCUAAUUUCGCUGCCUUUAAUUCCCUCCCGAAAGAAGUAAAAUGAAAAUUGCUUAUUAACUUUUUAAUUACCAUCUAUAAUCAUAAUCAAAUCGCACGCUUCUUUUUAAUGCUCUCUCUUCCCCUUCCGGAUAUGGGUUUCCAACCGAGUUCAGGACUCUUCACCAAUAUCAGAAGUUCAGAUGCCAAACCCAACAGUGAAGAUUGUGGGACUGCCAUCAUUGUGAAAGCAUAUCCACUUGGUAUGGUUCAAGUCAACAACAGGGUCGAUGAAGGGAAUUCAAGACUUGAACCUUGCAUGGGUUUAGAUUUUGAUUCAGCAGAUGCUGCACGUGAAUUCUAUGGUGCAUAUGCAACGAGAGUAGGAUUCAGAAUUAGGACCGGCCAGCUUUAUCGAUCACGAACUGAUGGUUCAGUUUCUUCAAGAAGGUUUGUGUGCUCAAAGGAGGGUUUUCAGCUUAACUCAAGGACAGGUUGUCCAGCAUUCAUAAGAGUGCAAAGACGUGAUUCUGGAACAUGGAUGAUUGAUCAAAUCCAUAAGGAUCACAAUCAUGAACUUGGACUUGCAGAUGAAAGUCAUCCACCUAUUUUGCAGAAGAGAACUCCUAAAGCUAUGAAAUCAUCAGCUGAAGUGUCACAAACUCCAAAGCUCAAACUGACUGAGGUGUCUCAAAGGCCAAAAUUCAAACUGAUUGAGGAUGUUGAUAAUGGGCACCCGUGCCCAUCUGGUGUCAUUAAUGUCAAACGAUUUAAAAGGGGAGGGGAUGAAGGUCAAUUCGAAGCUGAACCUUAUGCUGGUCUAGUAUUCAAUUCAGUUGAUGAAGCAUACCAAUUUUACCAAAUAUAUGCAGAUGGUGCUGGAUUUAGAAUUCGGAUUGGUCAGUUAUUUCGUUCAAAGAAUGAUGGUUCUAUUACAUCCCGGCGAUUUGUGUGCUCCAAGGAAGGGUUUCAGCACCCUUCAAGAGUAGGCUGUGGGGCAUUUAUGAGGAUUAAGAGGCAGGAAUCUGGAACUUGGAUAGUGGACCGUCUUCAAAAGGAUCAUAAUCACAAUCUUGAUCUGCAAACAGGAACUCAUCAGAAAAGUUAUAAUGUUUCAAAGAAAUUCAUGGACAAUGUAAAUGGCGAUGAAAAUGGUGGACUGGACUCUUUAGACGUAGCUAAAGUAACAUAUGGAAGUCCUAUCAGGAGAGCUAGAGAAAAUAACAUUGCAAGUGAUUGGUACCAAUUGCUUCUGGAUUAUUUUCAAACUAGACAAGCAGAAGAUACUGGAUUCUUUUAUUCAGUGGAGACUGAUAAUGGCAGUUGCAUGUCUCUCUUCUGGGCAGAUGGCAGGUCUAGAUUCUCAUGCAGCCAGUUUGGUGAUGCCAUUGUGUUUGAUACCUCAUUCAGGAAGAGUAAUUAUCUAGUGCCAUUUGCAAGCUUUGUUGGAGUUAACCACCACAAGCAGCCAGUUCUUCUUGCUUGUGCUCUAAUUGCUAAUAUAUCGGAGGAGUCCUUCACUUGGUUGUUUCAGACAUGGCUUAGGGCCAUGUCUGGGUGUCGACCUAAGUGUAUUAUAGCUGAUCAAGAUGUAGCCAUCCAACAAGCAAUUAUGAAAGUCUUUCCUAGGACUCAUCAUCGGUUUUCAAUGUGGCAAAUUAGAGCAAUGGAACAAGAGAAUUUAAGGUCAAUGACUGAAGAAUUCAAGUGUGAAUACGAGAAAUGUAUCUAUCAGAGCCAAACGUCUGUUGAGUUUAAUACCACGUGGAGUGCACUCAUUAACAGAUAUGCACUGAAGGAGAAUGCUUGGCUUAGAGAAAUGUCUGAAAAGCGUGAGAGCUGGGUGCCGCUGUUCCUGAGGGGUAAAUUUUGUGCUGGCAUCCCCAUAAAUGAAAGUUUGGAACCAUUCUUUGGUACAUUAUUAAAUGCUCAAACACCAAUUGAAGAGUUUAUUUCACGAUUUGAGCGAGGCCUUGCACGACGUCAUGAUGAGGAAAGAAAAGAAGACUUUAACAGUUAUAAUUUGCAGGCUUUUCUGCAUACAAAAGAACCAGUAGAAGAACAAUGUAGAAGGCUUUAUACACUCACUGUGUUCAAAAUAUUUCAAAAUGAACUGCUACAAUGCUAUAAUUAUCUAGGGAUAAAGACAUAUGAAGAAGGGACCAUUAGCAGAUAUUCAGUGCGGAGGUGUGGGAAUGAGAUUGAGAAACAUGCUGUUACUUUCAGUGCAUCCAAUAUCACUGCAUGUUGUAGUUGUCAAAUGUUUGAAUUUGAAGGUAUUUUGUGUAGACAUAUUUUGAGAGUCUUCAACCUACUGGAUAUAAGGGAAAUUCCACCUUGCUAUAUCUUACAUCGGUGGACAAAGAAUGCUGAAUAUGGGACCGUUCGUGAUAUUGAAUCUGGUGUUAGCCCACAGGAACUCAAGUCCUUAAUCAUGUGGAGUUUGAGAGAAACAGCCUGUAAAUUCAUAGAGGCUGGGACAACCUCUCUUGAAAAAUACAAAAUGGCCUAUGAGAUUAUGCGAGAAGGUGGAAUAAAACUUCACUGGCAAAGGUAAGCAUUGGAGACAAAGGUCAGAUGUCAACCUAGGGCUAAAUUUUGCAGUUUAAGCUUGUUUUGUAGAUGUAUGAUAUACAUUUUUUUUGUUUUAUUUUUUGCUGUCGUGACCAAAGACUGAUGACUUGGAAAUGCAUAGUGAAAUAUUUCCUUUCUGUGCA